GUGGAGAGGGGGUCAGACAGUGAGAAAGAGAGAGAAAGGAAGAAAAGAAAAGUGAUAGGGUGGAAGAGAGGGAGAUAGAGAGACAGGGAAGGAAAAAGAGAGAGACAGAGUGGGAAAGAAAUAAGUAGAGAAGGUUCAGAAAUAGAGAGAAAGACAAAGCAUGGAGAACGAGAGGGAGAGAGUGAGAGAAACAGAGCAAGUGUGAGUGAGCGCAGAAGAGAGUGAGAGAGAGAGAAAGAUAGAAAGAGUGAAAGAGAGUGAGUGAGAGAGACGAAGAAAGAAAGAAAGACCGGGAGAGUAAGAAACAGAGAGAGAAGGGGGAGACGAAGGGAGGUAAAAACAAUGUAACAGAGAGGGGAAGAGAGAGAGGGUGAUCGAAAGAGCGUGGAAGUAGGAGUGAAAGGGAAAAACGGAAAAGAAAGAGCAGAGAGAAGGGGAGAUAAGAGAAGAGCAAGACAAUAAAGAGGGGAGAGGAAAAGAGAAAGUGAUAUAUGUAGAUAGAUAGAGAGAGGGGGCGGGAAAGGCGUGAGAAAGUGAAUGGGGGACGGAGGUCUAAACGUCAGUCAACCGCUCUAACCACUCCCACCGACUAAUUGCUUCCACCUCAUGUUUCAAAAGAACUUACACAGACUGGAAAGUAUUACGAAGGGGAAACUAAAACUUUGAGUUAUUUGGUAAUGUGCCGCUUCUACCAUCAAUGAUGUAUUGUUUGCUGCAAACCAAGCUUUAUCAUGCUGCAUUACCAUGAUACUCUGCACCAAAGUCUGCAACUGCACAUGUUCCUACAUUCAGACCAUUUCACAAGUUUCAUUAUGCACUAAAAAGAGAAAAAGCGAUGCUUUAAGAACAUGCAAAAACUGCAUUAAAACAACACAGAAGAUUCAUAACAAACUGCACCAUAAAUUCCAUGUCAAACAUCUUAUAAAAUUCGGUGGGAAUCUGGAUAAGAUUGGAUCAGUAACCCUGGAAAUAUAGACAAGCUUGCUUUAGAAAUAUCAGAGCAGUUUUGAACAGUUUUGUGAAAUAAUGAACUGCACAAAAAGUGCAAUUAUAGUAAAAGCGACACUGGAUCAGAGAUCCACAUCGAAAAAUGCAUUUGAAGAUGAAGUGCAUUCGAGUGCAGGUGAAGUUGUGGUAAUGGGCACGCAAAUGGCCUACAUAAAAGGUUUUGCCGCCGCUUUCUUCUACGGCUCCUGUUCGGUCCUGAUGGCUUUCCUCAACAAGAUCCUCAUGGACAUGUACGGCUUCCACUUCCCGAUGUGCAUCAUGGUGGUGCAGAUGUCUCUAACCGUGGUGAUAUUGUACGCGCUGCGCGCAACGCAGCUUAUCCUCAUCCCGCCGUACACCUUCAAAGACGGUCGCCUCUUCCUCCUGCCGGCUGCGUUCUACGCAGCUAACUCAGUGCUUGGUCUCUUCUCGCUCAGCCACAUGAACGUCGCAAUGUACGGUGUCCUCAAGCGCUGUGUGCCGCUCGCUACACUUAUCCUCUCCGUGGUUCUUUUACGCAAGAGCUGGCCAUCGUUUCUCACGCUCAUCUCCGUCAUCUUUCUCACGGUUGGCUGCAUCAUUGCAGGUGAGUACCUUUGCAACAUUUCCUCUCGUUCUUCUUGUCUUCUCUUUAUUAUUUUUUCCCUUCGUUUUCUUCCUUUUGUUCUUCACUUUCUUGUUGUCAUUCUUUCUUCUUCACUUUUCUUCAUCACUUCCUUAUCCAACUACUUCACC
Molecule: messenger RNA, 1722 nt
Organism: Octopus bimaculoides (California two-spot octopus)
Lineage: Eukaryota; Metazoa; Mollusca; Cephalopoda; Octopoda; Octopodidae
Source: RefSeq, a predicted model, not a curated record